This is a messenger RNA of Gavialis gangeticus (Gharial), 1676 nucleotides long. RefSeq names its product NFU1 iron-sulfur cluster scaffold (gene NFU1). Gene Ontology annotation, molecular function: iron ion binding; iron-sulfur cluster binding. Gene Ontology annotation, cellular component: mitochondrion. Bases 400 to 1116 code for a protein of 238 amino acids. Gene Ontology annotation, biological process: iron-sulfur cluster assembly. The record is from RefSeq and is a predicted model, not a curated record. The transcript is spliced from 8 exons. NCBI's taxonomy places the organism in Eukaryota, Metazoa, Chordata, Crocodylia, Gavialidae.
GAGAUAUUCACAUGACAGCUAAACAGCCCCUCUGCCAAGCUGUACAGAAGAAGUCAUUUCUUCCAUUACCAGUGUUUCAUAAUACAGGUCUAUCCUUUGAGGUUGUUGGACAAAAGACACCAUGAAAAUGUCUAGUCAUAAUUUUUAUUCCAGUUCAGUUAACUGAGCAAAACUCAAUUGAUAUAAAAUUUUUAAGUAAAUAAACUUAAAAAAGGGUUUGUCUUUACCAGGUGUUUGGAAAUUUUGCUCAGAUAAAAUUUUUAAAGUCUGAAAGGUCUAUGUCAGUAAGCUGGUUAAGGAGAAUUGUGUGUUUGCCCAGAGAAACAAUGCAAAUUAGUGGAUUAUGGUAACCUCUUCACCAGAAGAAAGUGUUGCCACUGUUUAUUAUCAGUUCGAUGCAUGUUUAUUCAGACUCAGGACACUCCAAACCCAAACAGUGUGAAGUUUAUUCCAGGGAAACAAGUGCUGGAGUCGAGGACCAUGGAAUUCUCAACACCAGCUGCAGCAUUUUGCUCACCAUUAGCAAGACAGUUAUUCAGGAUUGAAGGAGUUAAAAGUGUCUUCUUUGGGCCUGACUUCAUCACAGUCACAAAGGAGAGUGAAGUCCUGGAUUGGAACUUACUGAAACCAGAUAUUUAUGCAACUAUAAUGGAUUUCUUUGCCUCUGGCUUACCUGUAGUUACUGAAGAGGCACCUCGUACAGACACAGCUCCUUCGGAGGAAGAUGACGAAGUUGUAUUAAUGAUUAAGGAACUGCUGGAUACUAGAAUAAGGCCAACAGUGCAGGAGGAUGGCGGCGAUGUCAUAUACAAAGGAUUUGAAGAUGGGAUUGUGCAGCUAAAAUUGCAGGGGUCGUGCACGAGCUGUCCUAGUUCUAUCAUAACGCUGAAGAACGGAAUACAGAACAUGCUACAGUUCUAUAUUCCUGAAGUAGAAGGUGUGGAACAGUUUGCAGAAGAACUAGAGGAGAUUUGUUGCAAGCAGAGCUCCCUUGGGAGGACAGGGUUUGGGGCAGACCCGAGGAAAGUGAUCUUGAAUGUUCAUUAUCCAGGAGCUGGUUUCUUUAGAAAAAAUGCACAUCUGAUUUUUACUAAUCCAGUUUUUUUCAGAAACUAAGCAUGUUCCUAUGUAGUGUUGAAUGUCCAGGAGGACAUCUUAAGUAUAUGGUGAUACUGAGGACCAAAUCUCCACUGGUGUAACUGCAGAGUCGCUAAAACCCUGUGAAUUAAACCAUCAGGAAUAUGGCCCAUAGUACACAAAAGCAGUGUGUGGUACAAUGGACUUCAUAAUUUGUUCAGCUGUUGAUAAAUAUUUAACAGAACAGCUAUUUGACUUCCCCAGUAAUAGUAGUGUUUUAUAACUCAGACAGGAUUUUGAGACUGGAAUUAUGCCAUCUUUUUUCCCCUGACCCAUUUAGUAAACAGCACCUGAUCUUGAUGAUGUAUUUAUGACAAAAGUAUCCUUAUGGCAGAUCCAUCUGCUUUACCAGGGAUCAGCUUGUGUGCACAGUAAUACUUUCAGUCUCAAAAUGGCUGCUUGCGUUCAGGUAUGUGAAAAAUGGACUUUUUUGGGGGCUUAAUUUGCAAUUUUGUGUCCACCUCUAUAAACUUUGAAAUACUCUGAUGCUAAGCAGCAGCUGUGUUGCUGUGAGUUAAAUAAAAUGUGUGGCCUCUGUG